Messenger RNA from Neogale vison (American mink), 7269 nucleotides. RefSeq names its product G protein-coupled receptor 179 (gene GPR179). The record is from RefSeq and is a predicted model, not a curated record. Lineage: Eukaryota; Metazoa; Chordata; Mammalia; Carnivora; Mustelidae. Gene Ontology annotation, molecular function: G protein-coupled receptor activity. The coding region runs from base 1 to 7260 and encodes 2419 amino acids. The transcript has 11 exons. Gene Ontology annotation, biological process: G protein-coupled receptor signaling pathway. Gene Ontology annotation, cellular component: membrane.
AUGGGCCCCAGAGCGGGGGUCAUGCUCCACCCUGUGUGGGGACUGCUGGGCUGCUGUUUCCUCUGCAGCUGGGCUCUGGGAGGUCCGCGGCCCCUCCGCUCUGGGCCACCUCUGUCCUCCCAUGUCCAACCGGGGUCUGGGCCCCUGUGGGUGCCCCUAGAGGGAGCCGAGGCAGCCCUGGCUUUUCUCUACUCUGGAGACACCCAACAGCUGUCGGGGGCUAAUUGCAGUGAACGCUACGAAGCCCAGGGCGCAGAAGCCAGCCCAGGGCUCCCCCCAGUGCUAUGGAGGGCAGCGGGCACCCUUGCCCAGGCUGCUAAUUUCCUCAACAUGCUGCUGCAGGCCAACGACAUCCGCGAGUCCAGUGUGGAGGAGGAUGUAGAGUGGUACCAGGCACUGGUCCGCAGCGUGGCCGAGGGGGACCCAAGGGCGUACCGGGCUUUUCUGACCUUUGACCCUCCGCCAGGGGCCAGCCACCUGCCUCUGGCCCUACAGGCCACACGGAUGGGGGAGGAGACCCUCCUUCAGGACUUGUCUGGGACCAGAGUUCAGGAGGAGAGCCCAACCCGGGCCCCGGACACCUCUGCCCUACAGAAGCGUGUGCUGACCAAUGACCUCGGGAGCCUCGGCAGCCCCAAGUGGCCACAGGGGGAUGGCUAUGUGGGGGACAUGAGGCAUGUGAAGCUCUCUCCUCCCUUCCUGGAGUGCCAGGAGGGCCGGCUCCGUCCUGGCUGGCUUGUCACUCUUUCUGCCACCUUCUAUGGUCUCCAGCCAGACCUCAGCCCAGAGGUCAGGGGGCAGGUGCAGAUGGACAUAGACCUUCAGAGCGUGGACAUCAAUCAGUGUGCCAGUGGGCCAGGCUGGUACUCCAACACACACCUGUGUGAUCUCAACAGCACCCAGUGUGUCCCCUUGGACAGUCAGGGCUUUGUCCUCGGCCACUACCUCUGCCGCUGCCGACCUGGUUUCUACGGGGCAAGCCGCUCCGGGGGGUUGGGAGAGAGUGCUGCCCAGCCUGCUGGGCAAUUCGGGGCCCCACAUGGCAGCUCCGGGAGGCUGCUGCGGUGCCAGCCGUGUGCCGAGGGCUGCACCAGCUGCAGGGACGCUAGGCCGUGCCUGGUGGAGGAAGCCUCGGCACUGCGGGCAGCCGUGCUGGCCUGUCAGGCCUGCUGCAUGCUGGCGGUCUUCCUGAGCAUGCUGCUCUCCUACAGAUGCCGCCGGAGCAAGAGGAUCCGAACCUCUGGAGUUGUCCUGCUGGAAGCCAUCCUUUUUGGAUCCCUGCUGCUCUACUUCCCUGUCUUCAUUCUGUACUUCAAGCCCAGUGUAUUCCGCUGUAUCGCUCUCCGCUGGGUCCGGUUGCUGGGUUUUGCCACUGUCUACGGCACCAUUAUACUCAAGCUUUAUAGAGUUCUCCAGCUGUUUCUGUCUCGCUCGGCCCAGCGGGGCCCCCACCUCAGCAAUGGGCGGCUGCUGCAGCGGCUGGGGCUGCUCCUGCUGCUCAUGCUGGCCUUCCUGGUGGUGUGGACAGCGGGGGCCCUGGAAAGAGGCAGCCAUGCACCCCUGGUGGCCCGUGGCCACACUCCUGCGGGCCGUCACUUCUACCUCUGCCAUCAUGACCACUGGGAUUACAUCAUGGUUGUGGCUGAGGUGCUGCUCCUGUGCUGGGGCAGCUUCUUGUGCUACGCCACCCGAGCCGUUCCCUCCGCCUUCCAUGAGCCACGCUACAUGAGCAUCGCCCUGCACAACGAGCUGCUUCUCUCCUCUGCCUUCCACGCGGCCAGGUUUCUGCUGGUUCCCUCCCUGCACCCAGACUGGACCCUGCUCCUCUUCUUCUUCCACACCCACAGCACCGUCACCACCACACUGGCUCUGAUCUUCAUUCCUAAGUUCCAGAAGCCGGGGGCUCCUCCCCGAGAGGAGAUGGUGGAUGAGGUGUACGAGGAUGAGCUCGACCUGCAGCGCUCAGGCUCCUACCUGGACAGCAGCAUCGCUUCAGCCUGGAGCGAGCGCAGCCUGGACGCCGGAGACAUCCGGGACGAGCUGAAGAAGCUCUACGCCCAGCUCGAGGUCCACAAGACCAAGGAAAUGGCUGCAAACAACCCGCACCUGCCCAAGAAGCGGGGCAGCUCGCGCCAGGGCCUGGGCCGCUCCUUCAUGAGGUACCUGGCUGAGUUCCCGGAGGCCCUGGCCCGCCAGCACUCCCGGGACUCGGGCUCCCCCCGCCUGGGCAGCCUGCCUGGCUCCUCGCGCCGCCGGCUUCUCAGCUCCAGCUUCCAGAACCCCGACGGGACCCCGGCCCUGCGCAAGUCCCACAGCACCUACGACCACGAGCGCCAGGGUUACCACCGGGAGCAGGACCCACCGCUCCUUGACUCGCUGCUGCGCAGGAAGCUGGCCAAGAAGGCCUCGAGGGAAAGCAGGGAGAGUCGGGAGUCGGUGGAGGGGCCCCCUGCCCUGGGCUUCAGGUCCGCCAGCGCCCACAACCUGACAGUGUGCGAGAGGCUCCCCAGGGCCCGGCCCACAUCCCUGCAGAAGUCGCUCAGCGUGGUGGCAGGCUCCAGGGAAAAGGCCCUGCUCGUGGCCAGCCAGGCCUACCUGGAGGAGACCUAUCGGCAGGCCAAGGAGCGGGAGGAGAGGAAGAAGGCCGAGGCAGCCUUGGCGAGCCCAGUGAGGAGGCCAUCAGCCAGGAGGCUGGAGCGAGCUCGAGGGGCCCCCCUGUCAGCCCCACCAUCCCCGGCCAAGAGCCGCAGUGUGGACGGCUCCCACAAGGCUGCCGCUGCCACAGGGAGGCUUCAGGAGGAGGCUGCCAGGAGGCUGCCUCACCCGCCCGUCCGGCACCAGGUCUCCACACCCAUCAUGGCCCUGUCUGGAGCAGGCCUGGGAGAGCCAAGGAUGCUGUCUCCCACCUCCACCCUUGCUCCAGCUCUGAUGCCAGCUCCGGCCCCGGCCCCAGCCCCAGCCCCGGCCCCAGCCCCGGCCCCCGCCCCGGUCCCAGCCCCAGCCCCGACACCAGUCCCUGUCCUGGCACCAAUCCUCGUGCCCCCCCAAAGCCCCAACUUACUCCCGUUCAUCUGCCCCUGGGAGAAUGCAGAACUGCCAGUCAAGAAAGGAAAUGUGGCUCAAGAAAGCCCCUCAGGGACAGAGCGGAGCAGCCUCUCCCCUUCCCCAGCUCGGGCCAAGCUCUGGAGAGCCCUCUCUGUUGCAGUUGAGAAAAGGAGCACAGGGGAGAAUGCGGGGAACACAGAGGAUGGACGCCUCCAAGGGGGAGCUGAUGAGGGCGAUGAGGAUAAGUCUAAGGUCUUCUCUAAAUCCCACAGCCUCAAGACCCCCAUUCAGCAGGUUUCCGUGCACAGUCUAGGCCUGGCUAUCAAAGCUUUGACUCGUUCCCGGAGCACUCACAAAGAGAAGGAGAGCGGGGAAGGGAGUCCUGAGACAGAGGAGAAAGGCAGAGCUGCGGUGGAGGGCGAGGGUGUGGGGCCAUGCCCCAGGUCCCCCAGGCUAAGCCGGCCCAAGGCUGUGAGUAAGCAGGCCGCCCUUGCACCCUGUGAUGACGAGGAAUCCCUUCAGAACCAACAGAACGCUCACACCAGCAGAAUGCUUCAAGUCUGUCGCCGGGAGGGCAGCAGGGAACAAGAAGACAGAGGCAGGAGGACAUCCCACUGUCUAGGGGAGGGGAGAGGAGAGAGAGCAGGUAAAGCGGAGUCUGCUACGCUGAGGCAAGCCAGCCAAAGCACAGUUGGGGACAAAAGUGCUGAGGGAGCAAAAGAAGCCCCUUUUGGGUGGCGGGAACUGCCCAAAGCUGGCCUCCAGUCCCUGGGCAGAGCUGACCACAGGAUGGCAGAGAUGUGCCCCAGAGAAGUCACCCAGUCGGAAGUGUGUCAGCCUGACCAUGGCUACAAGGCCCAGAUCUGCCCCUGGGAGGCGAGUGAAGGAGCCCCUGAGAAGGGGGCAUUACGACAAAAUCUCGAUGACUCCCAAGAGAGAGGGAGAGCCUCAGAAAAGUCAGAGCCCCAAAAUGUGUUGGUUGUUGCUCGGAAAAAGCCAGAGAGGCUGGUCAGGGGGCAGGAGGCCGUGUGUCCCUGGGAGGGCGUCGAUCCUGGGAGUCCGUCCUGCUGGUCAGUCUCUCAGGACUCUGACGGAACCAAGGGCAGGUCUGAGGCAGUGGGCAGGAGAGAGGCUAGAGAGGUGAAGAAGCAUCAGCAGGAGGGCACAGGCCCAGAAGUUUGUACAGUUGACGCUGCCAAGGCAGAGCUCUGUCCCUGGGAGGCACGCGAGGGAGGGAAUGGCAAACCAUUCCAGGAGGGCAUGAAGAAGCUUCCCCAGGAAAAGCAGGAAACCUCCAAGAAAGCAACCUUCUGGAAAGAACAGAAACUGAGUGGAAACUUGGAGUCUUUUUGUCCGUGGGAGAGGACAGAUUUCCGGGGCCCCUCAGCAGUCUCCACUCCGGCCCCAGGAGCCCCUGGAUGCUCGGGGAGUGUGGGCAGUAGCAUCUCAGAAGUGUGUCCGUGGGAGGCAGGAGAUGCUCCUGCCAGGAAAGCAGAGAUCUGUCCCUGGGAGCUAGGUGAUGAGGUAGUGGGGAAGGAAAUGCUGAGUCAGGGGGCAGGGGGAAAUUUUCUCCAGGAAGAGGGGAAAGCCUCCAGACAGGCUUUCCCUGGAAAGCCUGGAGAGAUGGGAGAGAUGAGAGAACAGGCUGGGAAGGCAGUGCAGAAAAGGGAUCAGCAGCAGGAGUCAGUGUGUCCCCAGGAGACCUCAAACCCUGGGCCCUCCCGCCCAUGUCUAGAUAGUUCCUCAACCAAAGCUGGUGGCCAAUUCCUUAGCAAGGGAGGAAGCAGGGCAACACAGGUUGGUCCCUGGGAAGAUCUCAGGCCACAGCCAAAGGAAGUAACACCUGCCAGGGCAGAACUCUGUCCCUGGGAGGUGGAUGAAAGAAUAAGAGACAACUGGACAUUGGACCAGACAGCAAAAGCAAGAGAAUCUCAAAAGGACAAGGAGAAAGGGCCUGGGAUGUCAGGGGUCAAAGAUGGCACAGCAGGGGAAGAGCCUGAGGCACAGAUCCAAAAGCAGGAAGCAGUCUGUCCCUGGGAGAAUGUGGACCCUGGCAGCUUCUCCCCACAAUCAGGCCCUCAAGAAGCAGAUGGACCUAGAGCCAGUUUCCACAUGUCAGGCAGUGUGGGAAGCAAAGCUGCGGAGAUCUGUCCAUGGGAUAUGGAGGACACUGUGUCUGCUGAGAAGGCUGAGGUCUGUCCCUGGGAGGUGGGUGCUGGAGCAGGGCAGGAAAGGGCUUUGGGAGUUGAGGCCGUUAGGAAAUUUCCAAAUGACACAGGAAAGGUUUCUGCACAUCCUGGACCCAGCAAGACAGCUGUUACUGCUCCAGAGAAGCCAGAGAGGCCAGCCUGGGAGCGGGAGAUGGCCUGUCCCUGGGAAAGUUUGGAUCCAGGCGGCUCCUCUUGGCAUUCAGACUCUCUGGGCACAGAGAGACCAAAAGCUGGAUUCCAGGAACUGGACCACGUGGGCUCCCGGGCAGCUGAGGUGUGUCCUUGGGAAGUGGAGGAGGCCCCUGCCAGUGAGAAAGCCAAGAUCUGUCCCUGGGAGGUGAAUGAAGGAGCUUCUGGGACGGGACUGGACCAAGAGAGGAGGAGUGACUUAGCAGGGCAGGGGGAGAAAACUCUAGAAAAGGAGAGAAUCACCUCCUUGGGAGAAGACAUACCAAAAUGGGAGACAAAACAGAGUCAAGAGCAGGAAGCUGUUUGUCCUUGGGAGAAGGGCUUGAGGGAACCCUUGGCGAAGGGCCCUGAGUUCUCAGACUCAUCCGUCAGCGUGAGUUGUGAAGUGGCUGAGGGACGUUCCUUGGAAGUGAGGGAUGAGGCAGCAGAGAAAAGGCGCCUGACACACGACCCAAAGACGGGCUCCCUCCCAGGACACAAAACCCCAGAAAGAGCUCCAUCCUCAAAAGUAGGAGAAUUCACUACUGACGAUGAGGGAAAAGCAAGCGAUGAGUUACACUCUGUCUGUCCCUGGGAAAGCAUGGCCCCGGCAGGCACUGUCUCUCACCCUGGCCAUCAGGGCCGUGACCAACCUACAGCUGGCUCUCAGACACUAGCCAGCGUCGGGGGCAGGCUCACUGAGGUAUGCCCAUGGGAUGCUCCUGCCUUAGAUGCUCCUAAACCUGACAGCAGCACCAAAGCUGCCAUCUGCCCCUGGGAGGUGCCUGAAAGGGCCCCAGACAAAGGGAUGGCAAGCCAGGAUGGAAAAGGGCCACCUCAAGAGGAGAAGGUUAGAGCCCCGGGAAGACCAGAGCCCAAAGCUGUGGCGGUUCAGGAGAAGCCAGAGAGGGCAGAUGGGAAACAGGAGGCGGUGUGUCCCUGGGAGAGUCAAGACUGUGGGGAGCUGUCUCCACAGCCAGCCCCGCGAGCUUUUGACAGGCGUAAAGGCAGUUCGGAGGCAGCAGGCAGUGUGGGGGCCAAGGUGGCAGCAGUGGGUCCGUGGGAAGCAGAAGCAGCUCCAUCUGCUAAAGAAGUGGAAAUCUGCCCUUGGGAGGUGAAUAAGGAAGCUGCAGAGAAAGGAGGACUGGGGCAAGAGGUGGACGGAAAGUCCCGAGGGCAGGGAGAAAUGAUCCUUCAAAAGACAGCCUCUGGAGGGACAGAAGAACACAUUUACAAAGCAGCAGCAAAAGUCAGCCGAGAGCAGGAGACCGUGUGCCCCCAGGAAGGCAGAGGUUUGGGGGCACCCUGCCCCCAGCCAGACACUCCCAGCACUGGCCAUCCCCCAUGCAGUCCCCAGGGAGCCAGCCGUGCAAGGAGCAGGAUGGCAGAGGUGUGUCAGUGGGAAGUCACAGAUCCAGAAGGGAAUAAGAUAAAGGGCACCAUGGCAGACUUCUGUGACUGGGAGGGAACUGGAGUGCCAUCUGAGGAAUCCGGCCUUCUGGCUUCAACAGCAACUCAGAAGGAAAUAUUUUUCCCCACAGUCCCUGAGAACCCACCAUGCCUUUUAGUCCACAGUCCUCCAGGUAGCUCCCUUCCAGAAAGCAAAAGCACCCGCCCUGAGGUGAGUAAGGCAGGCAGUACUUUUACUCCGGAAGGUGUCAGAGAACUCCAAGGAGCCUCAGGACAUGGGCCGAGGACAAGCUCAGCCCCAGAGCCGAGUCACCAAGAAGCUGAGGUUCAGGAAUCCUCCUCAACUGUGGACCAAGGAGAAGGGGUUUCUACAGCUCCACACGAAGAACUCUCCCCGCCAACAGUCUAUCCUUGGGACUGUGAGUAACAAUGCCAU